AUGAUUUACCUGAGAAAGCUGACAGUCCUUGCGGCCUUGCUCAGCUUGACCGAAGCCCAGGUUCGGGUGCGGCUGAAGGCCAGCAGCGUCCGCGAUCUCGAGGAGCCCGAUUUCUCCACAUUUGAUGUCGACAGCGAGGCCCAGAGCUCGUCCGCUGAGAUUUCUGACCUGAGUCUUACGAUCUCUGCGCCUGACGGUUCAUACCUUGAGGGCGACUACUACAAGUUCCAGUACACCCGGACCGUCUCGCAUCUGGGCGAGCGCGUCGUGAAUCAGGGCAUCACCACCUCGGCGGACAAUCCGGGAGCAAUUACUUUGAGCAUUACAGGUUUGGAGGAGGGUGAGCAUACUCUGCUCACCUGGCAUAAUCUGUGGUCGGACCCUGAGGAUUCUGCGGCGACCAUUGGGGUUUCGGUCGGGGGAGAGGAACUUGCUUCUGUUGAACCCUCUGUCCGCGUUGACAACAUCUGGGAAUCGCAAACCUCGUACAUCACCUUCACUGUCGCGUCGGCCUCUGACCCCGUCGAGGUCGUCUACACCCCCUCCGGCGGCGACGGUCUCGUCUACUUGAACGGCUUUGAGAUUGACACACCGGCCAUCGGAAACCAAAUCACCUUUCCUAGCCCCGCACACCGAGACAGCCAUCUUGAGGUUGAAGAUGGCAGUGAUAGCAUCAUGGUGUCUUGGAGAGCACCCGCUGAUGUCGAGAGUCCUAUUUACAACCUCUACCUAGGCACUGACCCCGACAAUUUGGCAGGGUCUAGCGAAGGGCUGACGGAGCCGACUGUAAUUUUUGGAGGCCUCAACAAACUGGACACGUACUACUGGCGCGUUGACGUCGUCGAUGGCGAGACUGUAUACACCGGGCGUACCUUCACUUUUCGUCUGGCCCACCUGGCAUUCCCUGGGGCAGAAGGAUAUGGACGCUUCGCUCGCGGCGGUCGCGGCGGCAAGGUAGUCAAGGUCACCAGCCUCGAAGACACCGAGGACGAAGGAACCCUCCGAUACGCACUCACCGUGGAAACCGGCCCGCGCAUUGUCGUCUUCGAUGUCGGCGGCGUCAUCACUACGACCUCUCGUCUCACCGUUAGCGACGAUUACAUCACCCUGGCCGGCCAAACAGCUCCAGGUAAAGGCAUUGUCAUCCAAGGCUGGCCUCUAGGUCUCUCCGGCGCCUCAGACGUGAUUCUCCGCCACAUUCGCGUUCGACCGGGCUCUUCGACCGGGGAAACAAUCGAUGGAAUGGGCAUGUCCGGAUCGAACUACUGCAUCAUGGACCGAUGCAGUAUGGGCUGGGCGAUCGAUGAAUCGUUCUCAUCGCGUACCGCCAAGAACAUCACCUUCCAACGCAACAUGAUCUCUGAGCCACUCAAUGUUGCUGGACAUCAGAAUUACCCCGAGGGCACAGCGCACGGUUACGCGGCGACCGUCGGUGGUGAUGUCGCCAGUCUGCAUCACAACCUCAUUGCGCAUGCUGAAGGACGCAGCUGGAGUAUGGGCGGCGGCGUCGACGAUAGUGCGACGUUUGCUGGGAGGUUGGACAUCAGAAAUAAUGUUGUUUACAACUUCGGAAGUAGAGUGACAGAUGGCGGCGCAAUGGAGGUCAACUUCGUCGGGAACCUUUACAAACAAGGGCCUGCCAGCGACCUCACCUACGCGUUGAGAGCGCAGUACGAGGACAACCUUCCCGGUACUCAGCAGUACUACUGCGCCGGCAACUCCAUGCCCGGCGUCUUUGACCAGGACUCCACGCAAUUUGUUGAUGAUGGCACUGGGCAGACCUCCGAAAUUGCCUGCUAUGCGGACGUCAGCAUCGACCCGGCUCCGAGCUAUCAGAAGUUCUUCGAUGAAGAGUUCUUCCCCUCCCACAUCACCGAACAAAUUUCCACCGAAGCCUACAAAAUCGUCCUCUCUGACAGCGGCGCAUCCCAACCCGUUUUCGACGACCACGAUACCCGCAUAAUCUCGGAGACCCUGGACGGCACGGCCACUUACGAGGGUUCUGUCUCCGGCAAGCCGGGUCUCAUCGACAACGAGGCCGAUGUCGGUGGCUUGGAAGACUUCCCCGAAGUCACGCGCAGCGAUACCUGGGACGCCGAUGGUGAUGGUAUCGCGGACUGGUGGGAUGGCUCGACCGGUGGCGACGGGUACACAGCUAUUGAGGGAUACCUGAACUUCAUGGCCGAGCCGCAUGUUUUCGUCACUCCUAGUGGCAAUGUCGAGGUUGAUCUGGCUGCAUUGGCAAGGGGGUUCGUCGAGCCUUCGUUCUCUGUGGAUGCGACGGAGAACUCGCUUGGAGAGGUGAAUAUCGAUGGGACGACGGCAACGUAUACUUCCAGUGGAGACGCCGGCAUUGACUACUUCACUGUCAGCAUUGAAGACUCCGAGGGGAGUACGUGGGAACGCAAGAUCGGGGUUGCGAUCUUCGAGGGAGCUGAUGAUGCUCAGUAA
Molecule: messenger RNA, 2451 nt
Organism: Aspergillus mulundensis
Lineage: Eukaryota; Fungi; Ascomycota; Eurotiomycetes; Eurotiales; Aspergillaceae
Product: fibronectin type III domain-containing protein
Exons: 6
Coding region: 1-2451 (816 amino acids)
Source: RefSeq, a predicted model, not a curated record